CGCAUCCAGCGGCCCUCACUUAUACAUACAUGUACAUGUAGAGUUCUGAAAAGUGCUCUAGCUAGCUAGUUGACCCAACCUAACCUCAACUGACCCCACCUGACCAGCCUUCGAUACGGGUAGCAGCCAUGGCGCCACCGUAGCCUGCAGCACUGGCAACUCGACUCAGCUCGGACUUACAGUACAAGCAGAGCCAGCAGUCCGGUUGUCGGUGAAGCAAAGGUUUAUCUCAGACGAUGUUAAUGUUAACAGCUUUAGCCGCUUAAAAGAAGAUACAGAUUGUAUGGUCCAAAUCCCACGAUCUUUUCGUCUUCAAAAGGCCUCAUAACGUCAUUGGCAGAUGGGCUGUCAAACCCUCACAGCCAGAAGAACCAUCCCCCUCAUUUAUUCAUGAUUCAUCGAGCAAAGUCAACGUUUACUAUAGCUACUAGCUAGCAGCUAAUUAGAGAACUCCCCUCCUAGCUAGCUAGUCAACACUACUACCAAAAUGCUGCACUAUCCUUCGCUAUGGUUGUUCCUGGUGUGUCUGUGUUUGUUCACCACACCCUGGUUGGUCCAUGCCAGCACUGCCGCUAGUAGUAGUAAUAAUGCUAUUUCCAAAAUUGGUCGAGGCGGUGCCAAACGGCAUGCGAAAGGCCCCAUGGCGACGUUUGUCCAGACCGUGAUGGACGCCCGAAGACACUUGGUGGCGGCCGCCGUGGCUCGAUCGACGUCCAUCUUUGCCAUGUACCCUGUGGAUACCAUCAAGACACGCAUUCAAAUGGAUCAACCCAAUCCCUUUCGAUUGCAGGGAAUGUACAAGGGAGUCGAUGGAUCCUUGUUGGGGCAGGUACCCUAUGGUGUCCUCACAUUUGGCUCGUACGAAGUCUACAAGAAUGCGUUAUUGGAACGCUUCCCCAAUACUCGUCCCAUUUUUCUGUACGCCCUCUCGGCCAUUCUGGGCGAUCUGACCGGAUCCGGGAUUCUCUGUCCCUCCGAAGUCAUUAAACAACAAAUGCAGGCAGGCAUGUAUUCUUCCACCACCGAAGCAUUUACUCAAAUUGUCAAAACCAAAGGCAUUGGCGGAUUAUACCAAGGAUACCUCGGAGGUUUGACCCGAGAUGUUCCCUUUCGUGUCGCACAAUUGACCACUUACGAAGUCACCAAGAAUGCCUAUCUCAAAUUCAAACACUUCAAAUUACAACAACAAUCAUCAACCAAAACAUCCAAAUCAACUUCAUCCGCCUCCUCAUUGGAAUUAAGUCCGGUUGAAGCGGCAUUGUGUGGUGCCGUCGCGGGAACCUUUUCGGCCGGAAUUACGGCGCCCUUGGAUCGUAUCAAAACCUUGCUCAUGACCGAUAGUAAUGCGUAUGGUGGUACGGUUGCGUCUUGUGCCGCCAAGAUUUGGAGAGAGGAAGGCAUUCCAGGAUUUGCCACCGGAGUCGUACCACGGGUCACCUACAUUGCUCCGUCCGUUGUCAUUUUCUUUAUUGCCUACGAACAGGUACAACAACGAUUGAAACAUCGUUGGACCACAACACCGACGGUAGCAGGGACACGAAAGAAGUAAAACAAGCAGAAGCAAUCAAUGCAAAUAAAUAAAUAAACUAC
Molecule: messenger RNA, 1590 nt
Organism: Seminavis robusta
Lineage: Eukaryota; Bacillariophyta; Bacillariophyceae; Naviculales; Naviculaceae
Source: the annotation of a GenBank genome assembly